This is a messenger RNA of Nematolebias whitei (Rio pearlfish), 2868 nucleotides long. RefSeq names its product sema domain, immunoglobulin domain (Ig), transmembrane domain (TM) and short cytoplasmic domain, (semaphorin) 4D (gene sema4d). Gene Ontology annotation, biological process: ossification involved in bone maturation; negative regulation of transcription by RNA polymerase II; neural crest cell migration. The record is from RefSeq and is a predicted model, not a curated record. Lineage: Eukaryota; Metazoa; Chordata; Actinopteri; Cyprinodontiformes; Rivulidae. The transcript has 15 exons. Gene Ontology annotation, molecular function: semaphorin receptor binding; chemorepellent activity. The coding region runs from base 31 to 2868 and encodes 945 amino acids.
UUCACUGUUCCAAAGCUAACGGAGUCUAAUAUGGGAUUUGGUGUGCUGGGAGUGUUUCUGGGGCUGCUGCUGGAGGUCUCCACCCAUGGACCCCACGCUGUUCCUCGAACUUCCUGGAAACACCAAGAUGUAGAUCUUCUGGAGUUUUCAGAGCCUGGGAUUUUCAACUACUCCACGCUGCUGCUGAGUGAGGAAAGAGACGCUCUGUAUGUGGGAGCAAGAGAGGCCAUCUUUGAGCUCAGCAAGAAGAACGUGACGGUCAAAAACCAAAAGGUUCAAUGGACAGUGACAGAGAACCACAUGAACAUGUGCACACUUAAAGGAAAAUCUAAAGAGAGAGACUGUCUAAACUACAUCCGAGUCCUCCAAGCUGUAGACCAUGAGCGGCUUUACGUCUGUGGCACACAUGCUUUUCAACCUCAGUGUGAUUAUUUAAAUCUUGAUGACUUUUCUUUAGCGGGUCAGGCUGAAGAUGGGAGAGGGAAGUGUUCUUUUGACCCAUCGCAAAGCUUCACGACUGUCAUGGUUGAUGGAGAGUUGUAUUCUGGGACAGCUUAUAACUUCUUGGGCAGUGAACCAAUUAUUUCCAGAUACUCACCUUCCCAGUCUCUGCUGAGGACGGAGUACUCCACAUCGUGGCUUAAUGAACCCAGCUUUGUCUUUGCCAAUGUAAUCAGAGAAGGGAAGAACAGGGCAGCUGGCGAGGACGACAAAAUCUAUUACUUCUUCACUGAGGUGUCAGUGGAGUAUGAAUUCUUUGGCAAGUUGCUCAUUCCCAGGGUGGCUCGCGUCUGUAAGGGAGACCUUGGGGGUCAGCGCACCCUGCAGAAGAAGUGGACGUCCUUUUUGAAAGCCAAGCUGGUGUGCUCCAUGCCUGAGCUGAACUUUGUUUUUAAUGUAGUGCAUGACAUCUUCAUCCUGAAGGGGAAAGACGGGAGAGAUACGGUCUUCUAUGGAGUCUUCACUUCUCAGUGGGGUAACGUAGGUUUGUCAGCUGUGUGUGCCUACAACAUGACAGCUGUGGAGGAAGUCUUCUCCAAAGGAAAGUAUAUGCAGAAGGCCACAGUGGAGCAAUCUCACACCAAGUGGGUGCGGUACAACGGCAUCACUCCUUCUCCACGUCCUGGAGCGUGUAUUACCAACCUGAUGCGUCAGCAGAACAUCAACAGCUCACUCCAUUUGCCUGACAAAACCCUUCAGUUUGUUAAGGACCACCCCCUGCUGGAGGAUCCCGUCCUGCCCAUCGGCAACAGGCCUCGGCUCAUCACCAAAGAUGUCAAUUACACCCAGCUUGUCGUGGAAAAGAUUCAAGCGCUCGAUGGCAACAUUUAUGAUGUAAUCUUCACUGGAACAGAUAAAGGAGUCCUACACAAGUCUGUGGUAUUACAGGAAGAGGUUCAUAUUGUGGAGGAGAUCCAGCUCUUGAAGAACUCUGAACCAAUCAAGAGUUUACUUCUUUCUUCAAAGACAAGGUCGGUGUAUGCCGGGUCUGAUUCAGGUGUGGUCCAGACACCCACAGCUUUCUGUAGAAAGUAUUUGUCCUGCGAUGACUGUGUCCUGGCUCGAGACCCCUAUUGUGCCUGGGACCCUAACGCUGCGGCCUGUGUCAACAUCCUCGACACACCCAGGCAGAGGCUUCGGAAGCUAAUCCAGAGUUUGAAUGGGGAUGCAGACAAGUGUCCUACAGUGCCUCAGAAGGACUACCAGUCCGUGUUGGUGAAACCAGGGAGUUCUGCAGAGCUGCCCUGCCUGGUAAACUCCAACCUGGCCCAUGUGAUGUGGAAAUUUAACAGCUCUGUUCUCAGUGAGGCCUCUCGCUUCCACUUCAUAGCCGAAAACGGGCUCCUCGUUUACAGCGUGGCUCCCGAGGACCAAGGACAUUACGAGUGCUGGUCCAUAGAGUGGGUUCCUGCUGUUGGGAAGAACUUCACCCGCCUUCUGGUCAGAUACGUGGUGAAACUGGAUCUUCCACCUCCACCCCAGUCGACCCAUGCAACCCGCACCCUGAGCAGCCAGGAGCAAAGUAGCGUGUACGCAGCAGAAGGUAAUAUUGAAACACAGAGAGACUCACUAACUUCGACCAGCUUCACAGCCACAGUCCAUUUCACCUCCCCACCCCAAACCGAUUCAUCACUAACCCCACCGCCCAGCAUCACAAUCAAAGUUCAACCAAAGCGGAACCUCCCCCUGAACUCCGUCGCUCCCCACCCAGCCAGCCGGGAACCCGAGGCCGAGUACCUGCAGCGCAACAACAGCGUGGCUCUCCUCUUCCUCUUUCUCCUGUUCUUCCUCCUGUUCUUGGCUGCGAUGGUGUACAACUGCUACAUGCAGUACCUCCCCGCUCCCUGCCUGAAGCUGCGCGCCGCUCUGCUCGGCACUCACAAGUGCUCCCAUCAGCCCGAGUACAGGGCCUGUGAGGCCGGCCUAAUGGAAACAUCUGCAACCGACAAAAUUAACAUGACGGAGCAGCCGACCCAGAACGGCAGCCAGGCCGCUCAGAACCUCCGGGCGCUCCGCGACACCGGGUAUGAGACUGAACCAGAUUGUGGCAACGGUCAGCUCCCCUCCCACAGCUUUGGAAGUGACAGCCCCUCACAGGAGAAGCCUUUCGAUGUGGACUGUGACUCCCAGUCCAUCCAGUUUGCAGAUGCAGAUGAACCUUGCUCCUCAUCUACAGACACCUCCUCCUCCCUGUUCUCCUCUGGAGGUAGCACUCCCUUUCACUCCUCUUCCUCCUCCACCAAGCCCCACAAUGUGGAGGCUUGGGAGGCUGAGGUGAGGCUGUUGCCCCCCUUGCUAAAGGACCAGGCCUGGGGGGUUCAUGCCCAGGAGUCCUUCCUGCUCUUCUGCCUCGCCCUGGGUGAGUAG